ACGCCUCAACACCGCAGCCGUUGCGAGAAUCCGCCGACGCUGCGUGCAUAAUCGGAUCCACACACAAUCCAACUCUUACUACAAUCUGCAUAACGCUAAAUCUAACCUGCCAUUAUGCUUGUUCAUCGCGUCAAAUGUCGCCGCCAAUUGGCCGAAACCCGGAGCCGACAACCCCGUCGCAUACACAAAGGUUGAUAUAGCCUCCCUCGCAGGCUACUCGCACAACUAGGGUAGGAUCCUCGCCAGUCUCCCUUUGCCCACCAAACAGACAGACAGACGUUGUUGCUAGCCUAACGAAAGUCUUUCUUCAAUGUCUUAGAUUCAGGAUGCUAUAGCGUUGGGCCCGGCCAGUAACGCGCCGUCUUCUCAAACCACACUCUGGCAACAUGCCAACAAUGUCUCAGAAUCGCCCUGGCCACCUUGAACAUUACCAAUUCUAUCCCUUGUGCAAUACAUCCCAUUGCCUCCUGCCGUAGCCCUUGGCUUGAAUAAAAAUGCUUCAUUGUCCACAUCCCACUGCUGGCCUUUUUUUGCCCCUUGUCUCUAUUCUCGUGUUGCGCCGUCACAUCCUCACACCUCUCAUAUCACAAUGCGCUCGUCACUUCUCACAUCGCUGCUGGCCUCGACGGCCGCAGCCUUUGAAUACCAUAUUCUCAUGGGCUCGAUGCUCGAUUCAUAUGUUGCGCAGCAGAAAUAUCUUGGAAGGGAGCCCGAGCUGCCCUGCAAGGAAAUCCUCAAGGAAGCCAUGAAGGCCCAGCCCACCACACCCCCCGUCAUUGUCAAGGCACAUGAAGACGACAAGAUCUUUGGCGAGUGCCCAUUGACAGCGGCCGUUGAGCUCGAAGCCGACAUGCGUACCUACUCCGCCGACAUCAACAAGUGGGCGUCGAGCGCCAUGGCUGAGAUGCAGCAGUACAAGGCCUGCGGGUUCACGGCCGUUGACGCGCCCGAACCCACGGAAACCUGCACGAUGAAGUUUGUCGCUGAGGCCGAUCUGCCAGAGCCUACCAACACAGAAGAUCCCAAAAAGUCGGCCAAGGAGACCGAAACCAAGAGCGCAGCCAAGGAGACCAUUACACCCAAGGCGAAGAAGGAGGACGCCAAGGACGGCAAGAAGAAGGCCAAGAAGGAAGAAAAGGACGAGUUGUAAAACCAUUCCUCCCUGUAACUUAACUAAUACACCCAAUUGGAAAUAUACUUUUUCCUUUUCUCUUGAUCAACAUGCAUCAACCUCCCCCCCCC
Molecule: messenger RNA, 1242 nt
Organism: [Torrubiella] hemipterigena
Lineage: Eukaryota; Fungi; Ascomycota; Sordariomycetes; Hypocreales; Clavicipitaceae
Source: the annotation of a GenBank genome assembly